This is a messenger RNA of Candidula unifasciata, 695 nucleotides long. The record is from the annotation of a GenBank genome assembly. Lineage: Eukaryota; Metazoa; Mollusca; Gastropoda; Stylommatophora; Geomitridae.
CAAAAGCCAGGCAUCUGUCAUGUAAAGCAUGAUAUAAAGCCAGCAGCAGAAAAACCAACAGUCCUAAUGUGGGAGCAAAAACAUUCCUUAUUACUUCCUGUGGAUUUAAAGAAUUUUUUUCUUGCCACCAAUGGAUUUCAUUUAACGUGGUCAGUUAAAAUGGAAAAUGCUUGUAUCCCUGUGGGUGUGAUGCACAUUAACAGCAUAGGACAUCUGUUGCGACUAGACAACGCAGUCAGUGAGGGAACCCACGUUCAGCCUAGUUUGUGGGAUCUGGAUAUGGAGGAACAGAAAGAUGAGAAGAGAGUCCCAAGUUUUGUUGAGAGUAAAAUUUUUGAACUAGAUGCUUGUGAUGGAUUUGGUAAAGUGUGUCUAGUGUACACUCGGGCACCUAAAGAUGACAGCAGUUCAGAAAGUGACAAUUACAUAACUAAAAUAUGGUUUCUAGAUCGCUCCCUGCGCUGGCACUAUAUUUGUGAUACUUUCCUGGCGUACUAUCGCCUCAUGCUCAUGCAUCUUGGCUUACCACACUGGCAGCUUGCAUUUACAGAUAUUGGUCUUCCUCCGUAUGCAAAGGCAAGAAUGCCAACCUUAGCCUCCCUACUGAGUAUGACGGCACCCAGUGAGGUGGGUGAGAAAGCCAAGGCUUCCCCACUAGAUGUCAACAAAGUUUUCAAGGAAAAGAGUGAUCAAAG